UACACUGAAAGAGCUCUUUUGUUGAAAGAAGUAUUUGUCAUUUCACUUUCUGUUGGCGGUACGAGUUCGUAUUUUCUUGAGUUCCAAAUUUUCUAUUUACAGUCGUCGUGCACAACUUCGCAUUUGAUGUACAGUCAUAGGCACAGAGGUUACGACACUUUUUUUUUACCUGAGUUUAUGAACACGCAAUCAAAUUCAGGAUGCGAAUCACUGUGACGCGCACAUGUAACUGUGUUACACAUGUAUACGCAAAUUUGACAACUUCAUGAUCGUUCAUCGAGUAGGCGCGCGUCACAGUGAUUCGCAUCCUGAAUUUGAUUGCGUGUUCAUAAACUCAGUUAAAAAAAAAGUGUCGCAACCUCUGUGCCUAUGACUGUACAUUUAUGUUCUGUACAUACAAGACGUCGCACACUUGCACUUCUUUCGCAAUUAAAUCUCAUUUCUUGUUGAAUUUGUGUAAAAUUCGAGAUUUGCUUUAUUCGGUUCUAUCAAAUGCUUAAAGCUGAGAAUCCAACGCAAAAAUGGCAUUUUGAGGUACACACUUUGGCUGUAUUCAAAAAUUCAUUAAAUUAUAUCUUUUCUAGCUAGGCAUUCAUUACGGUUUUCAUUCCUGUUUGCAACUACUUGCAGCACAAACUAUAAUCUUGGAGCGACUCGCACCAUCGGAAAAUAAUUCCGUGUUUUUACGUUUUCGAUUUCUCCUUCUUUUUCCUCGUCCCUCAUGGCACUCCCCCAACAGCAAAACUUUUCAACCUCAGUGGCAGAGCCGCGAAGUACGCACUUGCAGCUUACGGCUUGUUGCAUUUUUAAGCACGCGACCAUAUUAUCUGUGGUCGCGGAAACUCGGCUUGGAGAGGCAAUAUCUGCUACUUUUCAAGUCCGAAGCUGCGUUAGUAGUCGAAGUUGUUGCAUGUGGUUCCAAGUUUGCCAAAGUUUUGCGAUAUACGUGGCAAAAAGAAUACUUAAUGAGAGGCAAUGCGAUUGGUCAAUGCUUAGCGACGCAGGAUCACGUUUGGUUACUUCGAGUCCACCCCAGAUUUUCCAACAUACGCAAAAUUGUUUGACGGUGUACGCACGCUUCGAGGGAUUCUCCGCGAAUUUCCUUGUAGUUUUCCGGCGAACAUGGAGAUAAGCACUGUUAGCCGCGUGGUGAAGAUCGGUCUUCGUGCCUGUGGUAUCUGGCCAUAUCUACCAACGACCACUCUGUACCGAUUCUUUUGGAUCGUGAUGUUGGGCAUAGCUCAGAUCUUUCAGUAUCAAUACGUGGUGAUACACUACAAUACAGAUAAUUUUUCUCAUUUUAUGGAUGGAGUGAGUAGUGCCAUGACGUAUAGUCUACUGUUCGUCAAACUCACCAUUUUAUGGGCAAACCAACGAACGUUUUCUGAUAUAUUGCAAAUGAUGGCCGUGGACUGGGAGAACUGUGUUUUGGCGGAUCGCAGUUUACGCAUUACGACAGAUAAAGUCAAACUGUCACACCGCUUCUCGAAGUGGAUUAUCGGCCUCCAGUUGACCGUCAUAAAUCCUAUACAGUUGCGGGGUACUUGCUGUAACAUUCAAAGAAUUAAUGUGUCAGCGCGGGAAUAUAUCUUGAAGAUGAAGCUACCGUUCACAGUUAGCACGUCUCCUAUCUACGUACUGAUUACGAUUCUUCAAUUCUUUUACCUGGCAAUAUACGGCUGUGGAAUUUCCAUGGUAAAUUCACUUAUCGUCACUCUGAUACUUCAUAUUGGUGGUCAAAUCGAUAUCUUACGCGAGUGUCUACUAACAGCUUUUUCCAAAAAUAUGAUGUCUACCGUGGAUAGUAUAACAUUGAGAACGUUGAUCACGAAGCAUCAGCAAAUUAUUAUAUUCUCGGAAAAUAUUGAGAAUCUUUACACUUAUAUUGCAUUGAUGUUGUUCGUAUCAGAUACCCCCAUUAUAUGCUGUUUAGGAUUUAUUAUCGUCACCUCAAUCGGUACAACUGACGGCCCUGCAAUCUUGGUGAGGUCUGUAUUAUUCUAUCUCGUGAUGAACCUCGAGGCAUUCAUAUACUGUUUUGCUGGUGAAUACUUGAGCGCAAAGAGCAAAAUGAUCGGGGAUGCGGCUUAUAAUUCUCUUUGGUAUGACGUCGCAACCAAAAAGAAUCUAAUUAUAUUGUUCAUAAUCCUAAGAUCACAAAAACGGUUGACAAUCACGAUUGGAAAAGUCAUGGAUCUCUCUUUAGAGCGUUUUACUAGUGUUGUAAAGGCAUCGGCAUCAUAUAUUUCUGUACUAUUGGCAAUGUACUAAACAAAGUUCAGCAUUAAUUAAGCUGACAAUAUUUUGAUAAUACAAGUGUUCAUGUUAGUAUCUGAUAGUAAAUGUAACAAUAAUAUAAAUAAGUAAUAUAAGCAAUAAAAAUCAGAAUAUUAUAUUACACAUUAAUGCAAUUUUUAUAUAAGUAAAUUUACUUAAAUUGUUUUACGGAAAAAAUAUCAGUAACUAAUGAAGUAACUAAUGCAAUUGGAUAUAUAAGAAAAAUUCUUUUUACACAUCACUAAUCACCAUUUUCAAUCGUCGUUCAAGUAGCUUUAUAUCGAAAUGAAACAUCUUUUCUGACAAAUUAGCACAAGCUCUUUUUUCUUAACAUGCUUUUUAGAACAUGUACUAUACUUAUCGUUUGUAUAAAAAAAGAAUAUUAUCAUAACGUUAGAAUAAAGCUUUCUUCAGUA
Ooceraea biroi (clonal raider ant) is the source of this 2693-nucleotide messenger RNA. RefSeq names its product odorant receptor 22c. NCBI's taxonomy places the organism in Eukaryota, Metazoa, Arthropoda, Insecta, Hymenoptera, Formicidae. The record is from RefSeq and is a predicted model, not a curated record. Gene Ontology annotation, cellular component: plasma membrane. Gene Ontology annotation, molecular function: odorant binding; olfactory receptor activity. Gene Ontology annotation, biological process: sensory perception of smell; detection of chemical stimulus involved in sensory perception of smell.